AUGCGUUUGGAGGGCAAUGAUGGCGUUGUUAAGGAGCAAAUUGCCCUCAGUAUCUCAAUUUCUGAGCCUUCCUCAAACUUCUCGCGGUUCUGGGAGGGCGGUAAUGAACGCGACACCGCCGACGAGAAGAGCAUUAUCGAGUUCCUUCUCAACCCUCCCAAUGUUCUCCGAGCGCUUCCUGACAGUCCAAGCUUGAAUCAUCAUAAAAGUCAGUCGCAGCAGCGGCAACAACUAAUGCAACUAUUGACAGGUCUGCGAGCUUAUGCUAAGAAAAUGUUUCCACGAGCAGACAUUUCCUCGCCGCAAUCCUCCUCUGAAUGCCAACAUCAGCAACCGAACGUGGGCUUCGGUUCUGAAGUCAUUUUCGCUAGUUGUCGGUCUCCACUUUGUGUGAGGGUGGGUGGAGAAACCACUUCAUCACCGUCACCACAGCCUAAAUCUUUCUUCGCUGAUCCUGACGUCUCUUUUGAGGAGUCUGCGGAAGGCCUCGGCUUUAAGGGCGCUGUGAGUGUUGGAUAUCACAGCUCAUAUCUGUUGGCAACGAUCAGGCACUUUCUUUAUAAGAGCAAUGGGUGUUUGCACCAUAUUGGAAGUAGGUUUUUUCAUGAAACAUGGGGGACUCCGUAG
This is a messenger RNA of Hydatigera taeniaeformis, 627 nucleotides long. The record is from the annotation of a GenBank genome assembly. NCBI's taxonomy places the organism in Eukaryota, Metazoa, Platyhelminthes, Cestoda, Cyclophyllidea, Taeniidae.